Pelobates cultripes (western spadefoot toad) is the source of this 777-nucleotide messenger RNA. The record is from the annotation of a GenBank genome assembly. NCBI's taxonomy places the organism in Eukaryota, Metazoa, Chordata, Amphibia, Anura, Pelobatidae.
AUGCUGGAAGAUUUUCGUUCCCAUGGUUACAAAGACACAUCUUUACAGGAAGCUUUGGCUAAAGCAAAAAAUCGGGAGAGGACAUCAUUACUGAGGACCAAGGGUAAGAACAAGAGAAACAAGUCCAACCGCAUUCCAUGUGUCACUACAUAUUCGACCAAAUCUGGUUUGGUCAAACACGUAAUCAAUAAGAACUGGCAUGUUCUACAGAGUGACCCAGAGAUUGCUGAUCUCUUUAAGGGGAGACCACUCAUGGCUUAUAAGAGAUUGAGGAAUAUUAAAAGCUUGGUAUCGCCCUCCAGAGCCAGAAUAUCCUCUAAACCAUCCACUACGUGGUUGGCACCUAUUAAGGGUAUGCACCGAUGUGGCCAUUGUGCCAACUGCAAUAAUGUGAUCACGGGUUCAGAAUUUACACAUCCCAGAACAGGGAAAGCAUUUGCUAUCAAAGAGUUUUUUAAUUACAAAACAGACCAGGUCAUUUAUUUCAUCAUAUGUCCUCGUGGUCUGGGAUACAUCGGCCAAACGUCCAGAUCUUUAACUGUACGUAUUGGUGAACAUAAAAGUACCAUUCGCACUAAGAAACGGCAUAUCUCCUUUGCCAAACAUUUCAUUGACUCUGGCCAUUCGGUGGCACAACUACUUUUUCAGGCUAUAGAACGUAUCAAAACUCCUCAUUUUGGUUGUUCCCUUGCAGAUUCGCUCAAACACGUGGAACUACUGUGGAUUUAUCGAUUGGAUACAUUAUUUCCACACAUUAUUCCCACAUGGGUUGAAUGA